Molecule: messenger RNA, 1460 nt
Organism: Malania oleifera
Lineage: Eukaryota; Viridiplantae; Streptophyta; Magnoliopsida; Santalales; Ximeniaceae
Exons: 6
Coding region: 278-1114 (278 amino acids)
Molecular function (GO): protein binding
Source: RefSeq, a predicted model, not a curated record
UUUUCCAAAAUAAAAAUAAAAUCCGAAACUUUUGUGAAUUAUCAACACUACCCUUAGAUUUCCCAUCCUGUUCGGUGUUUUCCCACGAGAUGAGGGCUAAUUUGGGAACUUCAUCUUCCGAAAAUGGAUAAUUUGAGAGCGGGACUUUCUCGUUUCUCCUGUUGGAAAUUCCAUGUUCUCUGACUCGAAAUCGUCGCUCUUGCUAAUCGGUCUCCGGAAAUUCAAAUUUUCUCGCAAAAAUUUCCGAAUUUGAGAGUGGGAAGGAAAGUGAAGGAAAAUGCAGUCUCUGAGCCUCAGGGCUUUCUCGGAUUUCUAUACUGGUAUGGGUAGGUCGUGGCCGAGACGGCGAGGGAGCUUCGGGUUCGCUGAUUUGGAGACGGGGACGAGAAGGCAAUGGCCGUGCGGGAUUGUCGCGUGUUCUUCGGUCAGGAAUGGCGGUGGUGGUGGAGGAGACAUUCACAGUUCGAGUUCGUUUCUUUCGCGGAGCCAAACUUAUGCUCUUUUGAAGCACCAAAUGGAGGUCGCUGCAAAAUCAGAGGAUUACAAAGAAGCUGCAAGAUUGCGCGAUUCAUUAAAAUCCUUUGAGGAAGAGGAGCCAGUUUUGCGCCUCCGAAGACUGAUGAAAGAGGCAGUGGCUGAUGAGAGGUUUGAGGAUGCAGCAAGAUACUGUGAUGAGCUUAAGGAAAUUGCACCACACUCUCUACUGAAAUGUUCAAGCGAUGCAACAACCUUGGGUAUCAGGGUUCAAGUUAGAAGCGUAUACAUUGAGGGCCGUAGUCAGCCUUCAAAGGGGCAGUACUUUUUUGCAUAUAGAAUAAGAAUUACAAAUAACUCAGAUCGUCCUGUUCAACUUCUCAGAAGGCAUUGGAUUAUCACCGAUGCCAAUGGAAGAAUUGAGAAUGUCUGGGGGAUUGGAGUAAUAGGUGAACAACCAGUUAUACUUCCUAAAACUGGUUUUGAAUACUCUUCGGCAUGCCCAUUAAGCACUGCCAGUGGGAGAAUGGAAGGUGAUUUUGAGAUGAAGCAUAUUGACAGAGUAGGCGCACAAACAUUCAAUGUGGCAAUUGCUCCCUUUUCUCUCUCAACACUUGGAGAUGGCAGUGAUACUCUUUGAGAUUUGAUCUUCAAUACUAUUUUUGCAAGGCACAAGUCUGUAAUGUAUAUUGUGUUAUUAUUCAAGUUGAAGGACCAAAAACUAUUUUACCGUCAGUGAAAAUAAAUGCUUUAGAGCAGAGUACUUGGUGAUGCAAAGUGUAAAAAUUGUGUAAGCGGGAAUACAGAGUUAAGGUUAUUGUCUAAUGUACAUUCAAUUGGUGAUAUAUGUUGUGAACUCUCGGAACAAAAUUGUAGGCGGAGAUGAAUGUAUAGGUUGCAAUACCGAAGAACAAAUUUUGUUUUUAUAUUUGCUGUUGGGAAACAUUGGCACUCAGAAUCUAUAAAGAUGCGGUGCUUUUAAACUU